CGGUUUGCAUCAGCUCGACACAAUGCUGAGGAUACAUCCGUUCCGUCCCGCCUGUCACCAAGGUACGCCGUACAAGUGCGAAUAAUAUGAUAAGAAAAUCACACAAAAAGUUGGCAACUCUCCCAUACCCCCGGCUGGGAUGGCGGCAAGCACACCGAAGGUCAACGAUUCGACCAUGCUGUGGCUUGCAUACCUCGAUACUUCAACCUUAUUCGCGUUGCUCACCUUCAAGCAAGGUACCUGAGAUGCGAGUCACAUCAUCUCACCGCCCAAGCACAUCCCGUCAAUCCGGCUCUCCCACGUCUGGGAGAGCCCCAAACGUAGUUAGCCGUCGAGAUUCGGCCGCUCGCGCUGAUCCCGCCGCUGCAAUCCUUGGUUCCGCCGGGUUUCCAUUGCUUCUGACUGGUCAUCGUCACCACCGUCGCCGUCCUCGCCGCCGUCCAGUGCUGUGUCAUCUCUGCCCUUUCCCACCUCCCGUCGUCCCCUCUAUCAAAAGGCUGCAUCGCGACGUGCGGGAAUUGCCCCUCGGGCAGACUAGCGUCCAAGCGCUAAUACGUCGUCCUGCAGCAAGCCUGCGAACGAGGGGUUGCGGCUUUGCGGCUUGCCCCAGUUCUCACCUCCCGGCCCUACGCUGCCCCGCCAUCCCACUGCGCUAUUCGCAGAUCAACGCUCGUCCAACCAACCUGUUGUCGCUCGCUGCCGCCGCCACUCGUCAACGUCCAACGCCAACCUGGGAUUUCGUCGUCGGCAUCCAAGCCCCAGAACAACAACGUUCGUGACAAAUGCCGCCCAGUAUGUUUCUCGGCCACUCGGCCAGUCUGUAUUCGGUCGUUGGCGUCCCCACGGCGCCAUCCAGCCCUGCCACAGAAUGACGGGGGACGUUUGGCCCGACAGAGAAAAUGACAGG
This is a messenger RNA of Colletotrichum phormii, 907 nucleotides long. RefSeq lists its product as uncharacterized. The transcript has a single exon. NCBI's taxonomy places the organism in Eukaryota, Fungi, Ascomycota, Sordariomycetes, Glomerellales, Glomerellaceae. The record is from RefSeq and is a predicted model, not a curated record. Bases 87 to 779 code for a protein of 230 amino acids.